Vespa crabro (European hornet) is the source of this 3659-nucleotide messenger RNA. RefSeq names its product centrosomal protein 43-like. The coding region runs from base 135 to 1625 and encodes 496 amino acids. The record is from RefSeq and is a predicted model, not a curated record. The transcript has 6 exons. NCBI's taxonomy places the organism in Eukaryota, Metazoa, Arthropoda, Insecta, Hymenoptera, Vespidae. Gene Ontology annotation, biological process: microtubule anchoring. Gene Ontology annotation, cellular component: centrosome.
GAAACGAUGGGAGUUGUUUCUUCCCCUCCGUUAUAAUACCAUCAGCCGUACGUGUUGCGAAAGAGGACACAUGAUGGAAAGCGUAAACAUUUACGUGUCUUGAGUGUUUAGAGAAACAAUUUUUAUUUGUAAUCAUGAUAGACAGUAACAUUUCCAUGGAGGAAGAUACUGAAUUACGAGAUUUAGUGGUACAAACUCUUGAAAAUAAUGGUGUUCUCGCAAAAGUCCGGGCUGAAUUAAGGGCUAGCGUGUUUUUAGCUCUGGAGGAACAGGAAUCUGUAAUGAAUCCAGAACCACUCCUCAACAAAACAGUAAAACAGUACCUGGCUAAUUCCGAAGGAAAAUUACUAUUUUCAUUGGUUAGGGAGUUCCUAGAAUAUUUUGGUUUGGAUUAUACUAUAUCUGUAUAUGAUCCAGAGACAUAUAUUGGAAAAGAAUAUAACUAUGUCGGUAGAAACAAAUUAUGUGAAGAAUUAGGUAUAAAUUCAUCUGAGCCAUUACUUGGAGAGAUUUUAAAGAAUAAUAUCAACAUCUGUAACAUAACACAAAAGGUGGAAUUCAAUGACAGUAAACAUAAUAAAACAAAUGAAACGUCAACAAAUUUUGCAAAUGCAACCUUUGAAGUUCCUGUACCAAAGAUGUUACAUACUGAAUCAUUAUCAAAUGACAAUGAUUCUUCUGAGAAACUAGGAAGUUUCUCUGAACAAAGCACUAGUAUUCCAAUAAAUGUGACAAUAACUGACAAAAAGAAAAAUAUACAAACAUUACAUAAUGAUUUAUUAGAUGAGUCACAUGAUAAAGAAAAGAAUUCUCUCAGGGAAAAUAUAAUAGUUUUUGACAACAUAACUGACAAAGAUGAUAUUAAUGAUAAAGGGAACAAUAUACACUCUGAUAAAAGUCCUACAAAAAAAAUUGAUACAUACGAAGUAAUAAAUCAUACAAUAAAAGAAACUGCCACAAUUGCAUCUGGUCAAAUUGAUAUGUACAAUAAAGGAGGACCUUUAAUUACGUUUGAUGAAUCUAUAGUAUCUGAAAUGCAAAAAAAUCAAAAUGUGGAUGUUACAAAACAAAAUAGUAUAAAUAAUAAAGAACUACAUAUUAUGAAUAAUGUACAAAAUAAAAAAGAGAUUAAUAUAGAAUGUAACUUUGGAAAAGCUAUUUACUUUGAAGAAAUUAUUGUUGAUGAAAAAAGAGACAAUGUUGGUAAUGUACAUAAAGCUGAAUCUUCAUCACCUUUAGAUAAGUCUGGUUCUAUAUUUGAUCUACCACCAUUAAACGGAAAAAAGACAAAUAUAAAUGAUAUAAAAGAAUUAAUGGAUGUUGGAUUUGCAGUAGAUAAUGUUGACAAUUAUGAAGAAGAUUUUGUGUCAUCUGCAUCAGGUAGUUUUAAUGAACAGAGUCCAUCUAAAGAAUUACAAGAAUUGGACAGUUCUGUGCAAGUACAUGUCAAAAAAGAAGAUACAAUUCAGAGUACUCAUAGUGAAGACAUUAGUGAAGAAAUAGAAGAAACUGAUGAAAUACUGAGUAGUACUUCGUGCCUUCAGGGUGUGAAUAUAAAUGAAAAGGAUGAAAAGGUUUCAAAUUUCACAACGGGUAUUACUACAAAUUAUAGAAAUGAGAUAUAAUCUUUACUGAUAUUAUCGUAAGAUUCUGUUAAGAAUCUUAAGCACUUUGUUCAAUUAUAAUUUUGUUAAUUGUUUCUCACAUUGUAGUUGCUUUUAUAACGAUAAGAAUGUUAUUCUGUUGCAUAGCAAGCUAGAGUACAGGAGAUACUGCUUUUGGGGACUGAUAUCCUAUACUAAGGCAUCAUGAGUAAGACUAUGCUGAUUAUUGUAAAUUGAGAAACUUACUGGAUUUAUUUUGCAGUUUUUAAUAAGGCACUGCCAGCUAUGGCUAAAUACUUAUAAAUCGCGCUGCAAAAAUCAUGGAAGGAAAAUGCCUUCAUGAGCAUUUUUCUAUUCAUUGCAUUUCUCUAUUUUAUAUAGAUUAAAUGAUGUAUUUUUCUACAUUUUAUAGAUUUAAGAGGGAAAUGUAAUUUUUAUUAUAAAAAAAGGAAAUAUUUAAGUUUAUGACCGAUCCAUAUACUUUUUGAAGUGAAUACAGUAAAAAUGAAACGAAGUAAUAGAAAUCAAUAUAUUGAAACUAUUAACAAAUAUUUAAUCUAUGUCUAUAUUUUCAUAAAAUUCAGCUUCUCAAUCGGCUACUAACAGCAUAAAAAAUUGUUUACAUUUCUUUAACAACUGCUAAAUGUAUAGAAUCUUUCAAUCUUGUUAAUAAGUAUAAAUUUGGGAGGAUGGGAAUUUAGUAAAAUGACUGAUAAUUACAAAGUACUUUUUGCAUCGUUUUAAGACUGACAGUAUUUUGAAGAGCUGAAUCUUCAUUUCUAAACUGAUCACAUCAUUUUGGGAAACAUAAUUAGCCAUUAAUGUUAACAUUAUCAUAAAAAGUAUCUAUGUCUUAUGUGACAUAUAUGAAAUGAUCUUUUUACUUCAUAUAUAAAUAUGUAAUUUGCCAUGAAUUGUUAAAAUGAACAUAGAUUUUAAUAUUGCAAUAGUAGAAGAUUCAAUAGGUACAUAGUAUGAGGCAAUUUUCCUUCUAUGUUAUACGUAUGUGCCUAGUAUUAUUAUCCUUAUAAACAACUUACAUAAGUGUUAUAUUUCAAGGACCAGGGAACUAUUAAUUGAGUUAUAGUCAAUUAGUAACUAGAUUAAUUUUUUAAAGGAAUAUCUUAGUAUUUUACCCUUUUGUGCUUGACAGAAAAAUUCUUGAGUCUAAUUUUAUGACUGAAUAUGAUUCAUUACCUCAUUUCACUAAACAUAGAUGCUGCGAUAUCUAUGAUAUCAGUAAACCAUCCGUCUAAUAAUGGAUUGCCUAAAAAAAUCCGUCAAAUUAUUUUUUUGAUAAUAAUGGUGCUAAAUAUUUGAAACUAAAAUAAUUUAUAAAGGUUGAAACUGUCCAAGAAAAUUUAGGUGCUUAUCUAUCUUCUAGCAACACUGUUUGCAAGAGAUUAGUAAUUAACAAAAGUUGUAGGGUAGGAUCUUAAUUUUUGGGCAAUCCAAUACAAUGAAAAAUAUUUAAUAUGGAAAAGUUCAUUCUAUGUAUGAUGCAAUAAUUGAGUACAAUUCAAAAUGGAUUGACAGGAUGCUUGACAAAUCAAAAUCCUUUUGUAAAAACACAUAACUUGCUAUCUUUACAAAAGAAUUUUCAUUAACAGCUAAAAUCUGAUAAUAUCACAUAUGCUAAAUGGCAUAAUUCAUUCAGACGAAGAGAUUGUGUGCUUGUAUAAUAUGUACCAUGUAUAAAUUUAUGGUAAUUAAAUUAUUAAAAAUGUAUACAAAAAUUUUUACAAACUUCAUGUACACUAGUUUUUUGUACAUUGAUAUAUAUUAUUUUUAUGUUUUCUUGAUUUUCAUUAGAAAUGUUAUUAGUAAAAUUAUUAUAUAAAAUCAUAUGAUACUGUGUAACAAAUCUCUUAGUCUGAAUCGACAUUUAUCCCAGUAUGAUCAUUAAAUCAGGUGUGUUCCUGGCCAAUCAGCGUGGUUACAUCUUGUUAUCAGUAUGGUAUACAGUUUUAUGAAAAAAUUCAGGACUGGUUUGAACAUUCCCACAUUUUAUAAAAUAUAAGAAAUAAAUACAUUCCAUUAUUGUUAUUAAGAUAA